Molecule: messenger RNA, 1692 nt
Organism: Apiotrichum porosum
Lineage: Eukaryota; Fungi; Basidiomycota; Tremellomycetes; Trichosporonales; Trichosporonaceae
Exons: 3
Coding region: 1-1692 (563 amino acids)
Biological process (GO): box C/D snoRNP assembly
Cellular component (GO): nucleus
Molecular function (GO): metal ion binding; RNA binding
Source: RefSeq, a predicted model, not a curated record
AUGAACCCUCGCCAGAACCACAGUCUGCCCCCACGGCCUAAUUUCGCUGCGGCGUCCGGCGGCGCCGGUCCCAGCCGUGCCGGUGGCAACCACCAUAACAACACUGGCGGCGUGAACCAUGGCGGCGGCGGCGGUGGUGGUGGUAGCGGCGGGUACCCGACCCAAGGGUUUAACACUACCAACAGCGGUGGGUAUCCCUUUGGCACGCCUCUGCCUGGAUACAACGGCAACGUGAGCGGCGGAUACCCAAGCUAUGGAUAUCAGUCGUAUGGCUACGCGUACCCACAACAAGGGUAUGGAGCUGGGGGGUACAACUACGCCGCUGCUGCUCCCCAGCACAACGCAUACGCCUACGGCACAGUCCCCCAGAACCAGCAACAGCAACAGCAGCAUGCAGCCCCUCCUCCACCUACCGUUCCAGCCAAACGUCGAGCACCACCCCCGUCGUCGUCCGCUAUGCCAUCCCACAAGCCAUGGCGUAACUGCUCGCACCCCGGGUGCAAGUAUACAGGUUCGGGCGAGGACGUUGAGAUCCACGAAGGCGACCGACACCUAAUUUUCCCCAACGGGAAGCCUGUCGAGCGCAGCGAAGAGGAAGAGCGAUACUUGAAGUCGCUGAAUGGUGUGGCGCCCACCAUCCAGGGAACGGGGAUCAAGCUAGAGACCGAGGAGGAGAUUGCAAAGUGGAUCGAGGAGAGGAAACGCAAGUGGCCGACGAAGAAGAGGGCCGAGGAGAAGGCCAACGAAGACGCGGCAGCCAUCGCGCGCGGCGAGAACCCGCACAAGCGCCAACGACCACUGGACCCCGCCCGUGCCGCCGAGGAAUGGGGCCGUGAGCCCGCCCCCAUCGUCCAGCGCGGUACCGCCGACCGUGGUCGGGGCAGGGGCCGUGGACGCGGCCGUGGUGCUGCUCCAGGUCGUGGCGAGCGCGAGCCCGCGAGGGAGGACAAGGAGACCAACGGCCCCAAGCCUGCCACCGACGCCGCACCUCCCGCUGGGUCUGCACUGGUGUCCUACGCCUCGAGCCAGGCUAGCGACUCUGGCUCAUCGUCCUCUUCCUCUGACUCGGAUUCGUCCGACUCGGACUCGGACUCUGAUGCCGACGAGCCCACCCCGGCCAAGGCCAAGCCCGCAGCCGCAGCCGCACCAGAGGCGCCAAAGGAUACCCGCCCAAUCUGCAAGUUCUUUGCGCGGACCGGCCGGUGCCGCCACGGCGCCAAGUGUCGGUUCGCACACACCAGACCCGACGCUGCCGGGCAGGAGGGCAGUGCCGUGGCUGCCGCUGGGGCCGGAGGCGAAGAUGGCCCGCCCAACGACACGGCCAAGACCAAACCCGCGGCGACGGGCGCGCCGCGCGUUCCUCCACCGCGCCAACCGCCUGCCAAGCGCGUCAACCCGUUCGCAAGGCCCAGUAUGCUGGGAGCACUCCUGGCCAACCCGAUCGAGAACACGCUGUCCCAGCUCACCCAGACGAUCCGCUUUCUCGUCGCCAACGACAUGUUGCGCAAUGUGGAGAUGAAGCCUGGCGAGGCGGAGGAGCAGGAGAGGGAGAGGCAGAAGGUGGUGGUUGUGGAGCCGGUCGAGGAGGAGGCCAAGGAGGAGGCCGAGGAUCAAGCCCCAAAGGAGUUUCCCAAGGUCGUCGAGGAAGAGACCAACCUCGACGCGGACGCAGCCCCGCCCGUCCAAACUUAA